Messenger RNA from Lithohypha guttulata, 891 nucleotides. RefSeq lists its product as uncharacterized. Lineage: Eukaryota; Fungi; Ascomycota; Eurotiomycetes; Chaetothyriales; Trichomeriaceae. Bases 1 to 891 code for a protein of 296 amino acids. The transcript has 2 exons. The record is from RefSeq and is a predicted model, not a curated record. Gene Ontology annotation, cellular component: nucleus.
AUGGGCAAGUCCUUUGGGCUCGACAGUCGCAAGCAUGCGCCUCAAAUGCUCCUAGUCCCAGGUUCCUGGGCAGAGCAGGAGGAGAACCGCCGUUCAUGGUGGGCUGUUCUGCUGCUCGACAGAUAUAUGCAUCUCACCUUUCCUGGUCAUGCUCUGAAUACCGAGGAUCCACAUCAAGACGAGGUUCUACCUGCCGAAGAUACACUGUUCGAUCAAGCAGAAAUGUGUGGCAACGAGCCGCUACACGUCGCAAGUCCAACCUCUCUCAAGGCAGGACCAUUUGCACGCUCCUGUCAAGCAGUAUACUUAAUGGGAAAAGUAGUCAAUGUGCUGAAUGAGUUCGCGCAAGAAUCUGGAACACGUUUUACUUUGGCAAUUCAAGUCUAUCAUACUGUGACCGCUUUCUCCAAGGUCGUUCAGGCUGAAUUUGAUGCCUGUCCCGAAAGUUUCGCAACACCCAUGGCCUUAACCUACAGUGCACUCAUCGCACUCUGUGAUCCAUUCUGUUGUACAAUCACAAAUCGUGGUGCUCACACGGUAGAGGAGACCGAGUUACAGAUAUUGUGUAUCAGGGGCCUGAAGACCACGUCUGAUGAUGCUGCACGUCUCGCGCUUCAGCUACGAUCGAGCAUGACCACCAGGCACAGUGCUAUCUCGCCGUUGAUCGGUCACUGUCUAUACAUGGCCACGGUGACCUUCGCUUGGAGAGUCUACGAGGGCGAAAAGUCAAGUUCUCAAGCCCAUGAUGUGCUAAGAGAGGCAUUGAGUAGCUUCAAUGGUCGGUGGGCUGUAGGCAUGGAGUAUCUGAAUGCUCUCGACAGGGCAAAAGAUCUAUUGUAUCCUAGUCCAGCUCACCAACUUAUCGGAGGCCCACCAGGUCUGAGCUCAUAG